CUCUCAGAGUGGCCUGGAACCCGCGUCGCGAACUCCUGUAACUCACAGAGAACGCGCAAAGUCUCGCUCACGGUUUAGUUCUUUUUUUUGUUGUUGUUGGCACUUUUGCGUAAAGUUCAACCUAAUAAAGGGGGCUGCAUGGCUACGUGAGAAGUACAUGGACGAACUUGGAAGAAGUUUCCCGACGCUUUAUUGGAGCUUGAUGUCGUUAGUCAUUGUGGAUUACUGAUACACCGCACGAGUCUGUGAAGAGUGACCUUUGGCAACUAUUUAUUGGGAGUGUCCUAGUUUCUGUCUUCUCCAGAGGCCUCCGCCUUGACGUCCUUCGCCGAGAUGGGGAGCAAAGCACUGCCGGCACCGAUCCCCCUGCAUCCUUCCCUCCAGCUCACUAACUACUCCUUCCUGCAAGCUGUCAACACUUUCCCCGCGGCCGUCGACCAGCUCCAGGGACUCUACGGCCUCAGUGCGGUGCAAACGAUGCACAUGAACCAGUGGACGCUGGGUUAUCCCCACAUGCAGGGACUGAGGUCAACGAUAACUGAAAUGGCAGCUGCCCAGGGCCUGGUGGACCCCAGGUUUUCUUUCCCUUCGUUACCGUUCGCCGCUGCAGCGCACCUCUUCCACCCAAAACAAGGUUCUGUAACGCACGGUCUGCCCUCGUUGCACAAAGUCAGGCCGAGGUUUGAUUUUGCAAACCUCGCAAUCGCAGCCACUCAGGAGGAUCCUCCGAAAGCUGUAGACUUGGCAAAGCUGACGGAGGGACUCGGGGGCACGAUCUCUGAGCUGAGCAAACUCUCCCCGGACAGAAAACCAACCCGUGGCCGGCUUCCGUCUAAGACGAAAAAGGAAUUUAUUUGCAAGUUUUGUGGCAGGCAUUUUACAAAGUCCUACAACCUACUCAUCCACGAGAGGACACACACCGACGAGCGGCCCUAUACAUGUGAUAUUUGCCAUAAGGCCUUUAGAAGACAAGACCACCUUAGGGACCAUAGAUACAUCCACUCCAAGGAGAAACCCUUCAAGUGUCAAGAGUGUGGCAAGGGAUUCUGUCAGUCUCGAACUCUAGCCGUCCAUAAAACUUUACAUAUGCAGGAAUCGCCCCACAAAUGCCCCACAUGCGGAAGAACCUUUAAUCAAAGAAGUAACCUGAAAACUCACCUUCUCACCCAUACAGACAUCAAGCCCUACAGCUGUGGCCGCUGCGGAAAGGUGUUUCGGCGCAACUGUGACUUGCGACGGCACAGUUUGACGCACAGCCCACAUCAGGACUACUAGCCGGGAUGGCUGGACACCUAAAUAAUAACAAUGAUAAUAAUGAUGGUAAUAAUAAUAACUGAUAACAAUGGACAAGAGAAAAAGAAGAAGCCAAGAAGUAUUUUUUUUUUUUCUACUUAUUUUGGUUUUGCCCAAAGACAAUCUGGAAAUCAGGACACUUUACGAUUGGGAUUUUGGAAUCAGUUGAGUCUCAUUGGACCGCCGUGGAGCCGCGUCGUCUGUCAUAUCACCUGUAAAUAUCAACACCAUGUAAAUACUGUUUUUAUUGUUCUGCCUUGGAAAUAAACGUGUUAAAACCAGGCAUAAGUUUAAAGUAUGUUAAAUUGUAUUUUAGAAAAUAAAGCAAGUUAAAUAUUUCCAUUUGUAAGACUGCAUUUGUGUGUUGCGUAUGCCUGCAGGUGGAAACAUGACACGUUUGUAACCAAAAAUAUAAAUCCGACCGAGUAGAUCAGUGGACUUGUCUAUGGGUCUUCUUGCUAUAAGACAGGUGGUUAUUCUAAAGUCCUUUAAGCAUAGCUCUCAGAAAUGGUUGAAGAAUAAACAAUAGAGGCCAACCUCAUUUUUUUGUUUGACUUUUAUAAUUAUAUAUUUCAUUAAUGUUUUUGUUAAAGAUGUUUACAGGUUAGCAGAAUAUAUUAAUGUAUUUCCAUUGCCUAUAUUCACGUCUCCAACUCAGAGAAAUUAUGAACUAUAAUGCGUCGCCAGUUAUUCCAACCAAGCUUUUAGCCUGAUAUUUAUCAAUAUAAGAAUAUCAAUAUCAAUAGCAGCUGGUAGAUCUACAAGCAAUAGCGUAAUUGGCACACACUGAAGAGUUAUAUUAAGGCACCUCACCUAAAAUUAAAGACCCUACUAUAGGCGAGGACUGCGUGUAAAAUAGAUGGAUGUUAUAGAGUCAAUAACGAUCGCUAGCAUUAAUACAACUAGGCAUAGGCUACUAAUACAAUAAAUAUUACAACUAAUAAAAACAAACUAUUUCUAAUUAUAAUUAUAAAAACUCUCUAUAUAAAGUAGCCUAAAGUAAUAUUAGCUUCAUAAUAACGCAUUAUAUAUUUUAUAUAGCCUAGGCCUAAGCAACUAAGGUCUUCUAUCUACCAAAUAGUCUUGACUUUACUUCAGUUCUUUUAUUUUCAGGGAUAAUGGAUUCGUUUCCGUUGGAUUCGAUCUUAACACGCAUUAUACAAAGCUUAUUUUUAAAUUGUGCUAAAUUAACAUCUUGAUCGUUUUAUUAAAUCGACAAAUAGCGGCCUAUCCAUUGACGCAAUAUCACUUGAUGCACUUGCCCCCUCGUCGCGUGGAUGACGUUUCAUUUCUUUAAUUAUAGGCCUAGGCCUUACGUUGUGAUAUCAUUCGACUGUGAAGUUAUUUGAAUUAAGGAAAUAUUGAAGUGCCCGCAAACAAAUAAUACAAUUUAAACAGUAUUAUUUGACCGGGAAUAAAAUAUCUCACUGCAGGUGGACUUUUUUGGAAGCAACAAAAACCAUUGAGUUCGUUGGAAGCAUAUGCAAGUCUUUGCAUUUUGUCUCUUAUUGGGAAGUUAAACAAAGAAGAAAUCAACGAAUAGGCCAUUUGAACAAUUAAUUAAAACAUAUAGGCCUAUUUCUUUGUCUGGGCCUAUUACUAUUAUUAUUAUUGCCCAAACAUAUGGAAUUAGCGAUAAUAGGGCUGCGUUUCUCACUGGCCUACGUUACUGAACCCUCUUUCCAAUGGGGUAUAGGCCUACGGCAAAAUUAAGAGGUCAACGUGACUCUAAACGCAGUAUGAUUUAGCCUACUUGGAUUCAAUUCAACAUUUGGAGGCAACAGUGAAAAUGUGUAGGCCUAAUGUGUAAAUCGGUUGUUUUUUC
Molecule: messenger RNA, 3118 nt
Organism: Gadus chalcogrammus (walleye pollock)
Lineage: Eukaryota; Metazoa; Chordata; Actinopteri; Gadiformes; Gadidae
Gene: osr2
Product: odd-skipped related transciption factor 2
Exons: 4
Coding region: 334-1275 (313 amino acids)
Biological process (GO): urogenital system development; regulation of transcription by RNA polymerase II; embryo development
Cellular component (GO): nucleus
Molecular function (GO): RNA polymerase II transcription regulatory region sequence-specific DNA binding; DNA-binding transcription factor activity, RNA polymerase II-specific
Source: RefSeq, a predicted model, not a curated record